CUGUUGUCGGUGAAAAGUGUCGUUAAACAAGGAAAAUUUACAAUACUCCCAUUCGUCAUUCACCCACCAAAAAGUAAAAUCCGAAAAAAAAAAUAUUUCAAAAUAUUAGAAAAAAAGCAGGUGUUAACAGGUCGGCGUGGCGGAGGAAUUCUACGAAGUAGGGUGCCCGAACCAGGAAGUGAAGUAAAAUGCUCAGAUUAGGUCUUUCCAACACCUUGUGCAGUAAUCAAAACGUUGUAAUUCAUUAGGAAACUAUUGGAAACAUGUAUAAAAGUACUCCUGACCUCUGGAUAGUAUUUGGGAUUUUUUGCACUUCGAUAAGGGAUGAUUAAAAUAUACAUUCAGCAGUUAUUAGUUCUGGGAGUAUUUGUGGAUCUUUACUUCAACUUAUGCCCCGAUCCUAUGCGAGUGAAGAUUCUAGGCAGUCGCAGGAAACAAGUGAUCCUAUCGCCCUAUAUUUACGAUCUCGACUGGUCUUUCGGUAUGAUCGCUUCAUUGAACACAAAGACGGAUAAAAACUGCGACUGUCAAACGCGCUCCGAGAAUAAAACCAUCAAUAUAUCCGGGAGCAGGAAUUGUUCCUUAAAGGAGCUUAGUAGAAAAAAAGUGGUGGACAGUUGUCCAUAUCACUACCAACUGAACUACGACCGAUUCAGGAUACCCCAAUCUAUAAUACAGGUCAAAUGUAACUGUGAUAAUUGCAUCGGAAGGAAGCCCGACGGAUCUCUACAGGAACUGCAUGACGGGAGAUGUACAGAGGUCAUGAUUCCCCGCAAGGUUCUCAGGCUCUGCAGCAAAAAGAGGAGAAAGGUAUACACAGUACGGAUCGAGGAGUACGCGGUGGCCUGCACGUGUCAAUGGCCUAACCCUAACCAAGUCUAAGUGAACAUAAUCCAAGAAUCGCCGCGUCCAAGACAAAUACCUCAGUGUUGUUACAGAUGUGUUGUUGUUAUUUUUAUACUUUUGUUAAAUUUAAAGACUAUUUUUAUACACUUUUUUGAGAAUUUUAUUUUACAAUGCAGUAUAAUGUCGGAGUGUCCAUUCCGUUUAAAGUCCCGGGGCUGUGAACGCAUAUAGUCCAUUGUGUCCCGGGGACGAGGAGCAGCUUCAUUGUGAUACAAUCCGAUUUCUGCUUUUUAAAAAAAAUAUGGUCAGUGCAUUUUUUGAGCGGACAGGUAUAAACUUCAACCUUGAGUAAAGGCUAUCCCUGUCCACUUUUCACCAAAAAAACAAAAAACAAAACAAAAAAACAGUUAAAAGGUAAAUGGCAUAAACGUUUUGUGUGUGUGUGUGUGUGUGGAUGAAUUAUUUGUUCUGUGUAUGAUGAUUUACUUUUAAUCAAGAAUAUGCAUUCACACAUCUUUGGUUUAUAUGUCCAUUGAAUUCACGUCUUUCCAAAAAGGGAGGAAACGAAGCUUGUCAAAACAGUACAACAUACAGUCACAUCCAUCUACAAUGGAUUUUGGAUUGUGACAUGUAGAAUAUUUGAGAAAAUUUUUUCCAAUAUUUUAAAAUUGUGUAUAGUAUUCAUGUUUAUAUCAAAGUUUAUCAAUGGGUAGCUGGAAAACAAGCAAUAUGGGCCUUCUAAAAUAUUACACCACCAACAAAUGAAAGAAAGAGCUGCAUUCUACAUCCUUACACGACCCAGAAUUGAGGGAUCUGUGCUGCAGGUUGUAUUGCUCAAAAUAACUAAUGAACCCUGGAGACAAUUUCCUUUAAGUUAAAUUUAUACUCCUGUAAUAUGAACUUUUAUUUUAUUUUAAAAGUGUGUUUUAUUUGUAAAUUGCUGUUUUCUGUUUUAUAGUGCAUUCAUUAUAUUUAUCAGCUCUAGCAUUAUGUGAGAAAUGUAAUAAUUAUUGUCCCGAAAAUAUUUUCUAUUAAUAUAGAUCAAAUUAUCAAAUACACGCUCUCGAGUGAUAUGUUGACUUGCCAAUUUAAAGUACUUAUUUGUUUUAUCAUUAUGUGAAUAUAUAAACUGUAAAUACAUGUAAAUGAAUGCACCGGUGUUUUGUUUCAUACAAAAAUUGUUCAUUCAGGGUUCUCCAUCUUUACAAUUUUGCAGUAAAGCAAAAUGAAAGUCAUUUUAGUGCAUGAUCAUGCAUCCUUUUUGGCGAUCAAUGACAGACACUGUGAUAGACACAAAUGUCUAUAGCUACAUCAUUAUUACUUGAACACCAAUUUGAAUGGAAUUAAUAACUAAAUCAAUCUGCAGAAAUUAAACGUUCAAUGAAGUAAGAAAUGUCACAAAAAUCGUUGUAAGUAGGGCUUUUGUUCAGUAAUAGAACGUUCUUAAAACUUUGAAGUUGAAAGAAAAUGAAAAAAAAAAUUAGAAAUUGAAGAAGUUUUAAAUCACAAUAUUCCAUAUCUAUUUUCUCAAGAAUAAUUAUCCUCUUCAGUAUUUACUGAAGAAACCCAUAGCAAAAAAAAAAAAUUUAGUGUGUCAAGAAAUAUUCUUUGACAGAAAACAAGUAAGCUGUGGUUGUUGUUGAACAGAAAAAAACUAAUGGAGAACCUUGGCAUAAAUGUAAUAUGCGCAUUCCUUGAGAACUUAGCAAGACUGGUUUUAUAUUACUUUCACUUUUCAAGUAACUCUCUAAAACUUCUUCUUUGAUAUUUGUGAGAUAAAUGUCUAUAUUCAAUAUGUGCAUUUUGUUUUUCACUUGUUUUCACUCUCUUAUUCAUGUGUAUUAAGAUAAAAAUAUAUAAUCUAAAGUA
This is a messenger RNA of Magallana angulata, 2715 nucleotides long. RefSeq lists its product as uncharacterized. Gene Ontology annotation, molecular function: cytokine activity. Gene Ontology annotation, cellular component: extracellular region. The transcript is spliced from 2 exons. The record is from RefSeq and is a predicted model, not a curated record. The coding region runs from base 325 to 882 and encodes 185 amino acids. Lineage: Eukaryota; Metazoa; Mollusca; Bivalvia; Ostreida; Ostreidae.